This is a messenger RNA of Racocetra fulgida, 726 nucleotides long. NCBI's taxonomy places the organism in Eukaryota, Fungi, Glomeromycota, Glomeromycetes, Diversisporales, Gigasporaceae. The record is from the annotation of a GenBank genome assembly.
AUUAACAAAGGUGUUAAAUGUGUUAUUCCUGAACGUAUAAUGAGUAUAGAGUCCACAAGUACAUUUUUUGAUCUUUUUGAUUUAACCAUGAUGGGACAAUAUGAUGAUAGAGAGGUGAAAGUUUCUAUUAGGCAAGAAAAAUCUGAAGGUUGGAAAAAAGUAGACAAGGGGUUAGAUGGUGACUUGAAAAUAUUAGAAGUUUUAGGUUUUAUGCAGGUCAAAUUUUGUCUUGUUUCUGAUACAAAUUUAGAUACAACAGUUUCAACUCAAAACAGGCCAAAUGCUUUUGACAUUUUAAUGACAAAUUCAAGACAACUUUUACUUCCACAAUUAAUACUCGAAGUUCUUUCUUUAAAUAGAAUUUUAAAAAAAUAUUCAGACUAUCUAAUCACAACUACUGCUAAUAUAAAUGAACUGCACUAUAGUAAUGAAAGUGCUCAAAAUCCUGGAAAUAACAGUACGAUGUACCAGGUUAGUGCUUGUGAACCUCAUCAACUUAAGGAUGAAUAUACUCAAUUAGAUGAUACUAUCAAGGUAAUUAUUUGGGAACGAUUAACUACAUAUGGAGAAUUCAAGAAAAAAGUUACACCAGCAGUAUUGCGGCUGCUUCAUUUUGACCUUACUGGAAAUGCUGCUGUAACUUCGGAUGCAGUUAGUCGUGAUGUGGAAGAAAGAUUAAAAUUAAUGUUAACAUUAGCAGAUCCUAAUAUAAUAUUCGAUUUGUGA